AUGAUGUGCGAGGUGAUGCCCACCAUCAGCGAGGACACAGCGCUGAGCCAGCGCGGCUCUCAGAGCAGUGCCUCGGACCCAGACUCCCACUUUGAGCAGCUGAUGGUCAACAUGCUGGACGAGAGGGACCGGCUGCUGGACACUCUGAGGGAAACCCAGGAGAGCCUCGGACUGGCACAGCAACAUCUUCAGGACGUCAUCUACGACCGUGACUCUCUGCAGCGCCAGCUCAGCUCCGCCCUGCCACAGGAGUUUGCUGCACUGACCAAGGAGCUGAACGCCUGCAGGGAGCAGCUGCUGGAGAAGGAGGAGGAGAUCUCUGAGCUGAAAGCCGAGAGGAACAACACCAGGCUACUGCUGGAACAUCUGGAGUGCCUGGUGUCCAGACAUGAGCGGUCACUUCGUAUGACAGUGGUGAAGCGGCAGGCUCAGUCCCCGUCGGGAGUGUCCAGUGAAGUUGAAGUCCUCAAAGCACUGAAAUCCUUGUUUGAACACCAUAAAGCCCUAGAUGAGAAAGUAAGAGAGAGACUACGGGUGUCACUGGAGAGGGUGUCCGCCUUGGAGGAGGAGCUCACAGCAGCCAAUCAGGAGAUCGUGGCCUUACGUGAACAGAAUGCCCAUAUCCAGAGGAAAGUGGCGUCUGGAGAGGGAGGAGAGGACAUACUGGAGGGAAGUGAAGCUCAACAGAAGGUCCACGGCAAGCGUCUGUCCAAUGGCUCUCUGGAGUCGGCCCAUGAGGCGAGUCAGGUGGUGGAGCUGCAGGACCUGCUGGAGAAGCAGAACUAUGAGCUGGCCCAGAUGAAGGAACGCAUGUCCUCCCUCUCCUCCCGGGUCUCCGAGGUGGAGCAGGAGCUGGAGACCGCCCGCAAGGACCUCAUCAAGUCAGAGGAGAUGAACAACAAGUACCAGAGGGACAUCAAAGAGGCCAUGUGUCAGAAGGAGGACAUGGAGGAGCGGAUUGUCACGCUGGAGAAACGCUACCUGAGCGCCCAACGAGAGUCCACCUCAGUGCACGACAUCAACGACAAACUGGAGAACGAGCUGGCCAAUAAGGAGGCGUUCUUAAGACAGAUGGAGGAGAAGAACAGGCAGCUGCAGGAGAGGUUAGAGCUUGCAGAGCAGAAGCUUCAGCAGACCAUGAGGAAGGCUGAGACUCUGCCGGAGGUUGAGGCCGAACUGGCCCAGAGGAUAGCAGCCCUCACCAAGGCGGAAGAGCGUCACGGGAGCAUUGAGGAGCGAAUGAGGCACUUGGAAUGCCAGCUGGAGGAGAAGAACCAGGAGCUGCUGCGGGCUCGACAGAGAGAAAAGAUGAAUGAAGAGCACAACAAGCGACUGUCGGACACGGUGGACAGACUCCUCACGGAAUCCAACGAGCGUCUCCAGCUUCACCUGAAGGAGAGAAUGGCGGCUCUAGAAGAGAAGAAUUUGUUAAUUCAAGACUCGGAAGGUUACAGGAAACAGUAUGAGGAGUCGAUCCAAGAAAAGACUCAGCUGGCAGAGGAAAUCGAGAAACUGAGGUCAGAGCUCGACCAGUUCAGACUGAGGGCAGGCUCCCUCACAGAACCCACCCUGUCGAGGUCUCACCUGGACACGUCAGCCGAGCUUCGAUUCUCUUUGGGAUCUUUGGCUGAGACCCAGUCGGACCACUACCGCUCCGCCAAGGUCAUCCGCCGGCCGAGGAGGGGUCGAAUGGGUCUGCGUGAGACCAAGGCUAAAUCACUGGGGGAGCAUGAAUGGCGCUCACAACAGCUGGGGGUUCUGGGAGGUCACCACUUUGAGAGCGACACUGAGAUGUCAGACAUCGACGACGACGACAGGGAAACAUUGUUUAGCUCCAUGGACCUGCUCUCACCCAGCGGUCACUCCGAUGCACAAACUCUGGCCAUGAUGUUGCAGGAGCAGCUGGAUGCAAUCAACAAGGAGAUUCGGCUGAUACAGGAGGAGAAGGAGUCGACAGAGCUGCGGGCGGAGGAGAUAGAGAAUCGGGUGGCCAGCGUCAGCCUCGAGGGGCUCAACCUGGCCCGAAUGCACCACCACGGAGCCUCCAUCACUGCCUCGGCCACUGCCUCCUCCCUGGCCUCCUCCUCCCCACCCAGCGGACACUCCACUCCUAAACUUGACCCUCGGAGUCCUGCUCGAGACAUGGAACGUAUGGGUGUCAUGACACUGCCCAGUGAUCUGAGGAAACACAGGAGAAAGAUAGCAGCAGUGGAAGAAGAUGGCCGCGAGGACAAGGCCACCAUCAAGUGUGAGACAUCCCCCCCUCCAACGCCACGCACAGUCCGAAUGACACACACACUGCCAGCCUCCUCGCACAAUGAUGCACGAGGGAUCGUGGCCUCUCUGGAGGCUGAGGCCAGCGCCCUGAGUAGUGUAGCCAGCAGCCAAGAUUCCCUCCAUAAGCAGCCAAAGAAGAAGGGCAUUAAAUCCUCCAUCGGACGGCUGUUUGGCAAGAAGGAGAAAGGCCGACUGGCACACCUGGCACACAGACAGGUCAUGGUGGAUCCACAGGCAACCAUGAUGGACCCAGACAUGGCGGGCCAGGACAUGGGAGUGGGAAAGCUGGGAACUCAGGCUGAGAAGGACCGCAGGUUGAAAAAGAAACACGAGCUAUUGGAGGAGGCCAGGAGAAAGGGUUUACCUUUCGCCCAAUGGGACGGCCCAACAGUUGUAGCCUGGCUGGAGCUGUGGUUGGGGAUGCCGGCAUGGUACGUGGCUGCGUGCCGGGCCAACGUGAAGAGCGGAGCCAUCAUGUCGGCCCUCUCUGACACCGAGAUCCAGAGGGAGAUCGGUAUCAGCAACCCUCUGCACCGGCUCAAACUCCGCCUGGCCAUCCAGGAAAUGGUCUCCCUCACCAGCCCCUCCGCCCCGCCCACCUCCAGAACCCCGUCAGGCAAUGUAUGGGUGACCCAUGAGGAGAUGGAGACCCUGGCAGCCCCUUCCAAAACGUCAGAGUCUGAAGAAGGGAGCUGGGCACAGACUCUUGCUUAUGGCGACAUGAACCAUGAGUGGAUAGGAAACGAGUGGCUGCCCAGUCUCGGACUACCUCAGUACCGCAGCUACUUCAUGGAGUGCCUGGUGGACGCCCGCAUGCUGGACCACCUCACCAAGAAGGACCUGAGGGUGCACCUCAAAAUGGUGGACAGCUUCCACAGAACAAGUUUACAGUAUGGAAUCAUGUGUCUGAAGAAGCUCAACUAUGACAGGAAGGAACUGGAGAGACGCCGGGAGCAAAGCCAGCAUGAAAUGAGAGACGUGCUGGUGUGGAGUAAUGAGCGGGUCAUCCGCUGGGUGCAGAGCAUAGGCCUGAGGGACUACGCCAACAUCCUUCUGGAGAGCGGCGUGCACGGAGCUCUGGUCGCCCUGGAUGACAACUUUGACUACAGCAGCCUAGCGCUGCUCCUCCAGAUCCCCACACAAAACACUCAGGCACGUCAGAUUCUGGAGCGAGAGUACAAUAAUCUGCUGGCCCUGGGCACUGACAGGAGGCUGGAUGAGUGUGACGACAAAGACUUCCGAGGUCCAUCGUGGAGGAGGCAGUUCCCGCCCCGAGACGUUCAUGGUAUCAGUAUGAUGCCCGGAUCGGCAGAGACGCUCCCCGCUGGUUUCCGUCUCACCGCGACAUCUGGUCAUUCCCGGAGGCUGCCCCCUGAGGUCGGACCCUCUGCGGUGCAGCGGCUGGACAGCUCCACGGUGAGAACCUACUCCUGCUGAGAGGAGGAAGAGAGGGACCUUAAACUGUACGCUGUACAGUUCUGAACGGAGAUUUGCUAGUGGAGCUGCUGGACAGGCCGAGCUGCCGAGGAACGAACCAUUCUGACGACACGCACUGCCAAGAAGCCCUGCUCUCCUCCCUGACCCCCCGCCCGCUCCAUCCUCUAAUGUAGGCACCAGAUGCCGGUGCUAAACUGUCCCGCAGGCUGCCCCGUUGUCACCAUUUCUACCUUUUACAUGUACAGUAACUUGUCGAAGCAUAACGUACUGUGUAUUUCUUCUACAGGAGAUGUGUAGGUUAUCUGUAAAUUAAUAUAAAUAUGCCAUUUUUUAAUAUAUACACACACAUCUAUGUAUAAAAAAGAUAUUCAGAGUUUGUGCAAAAAAUAUGUCCCUGCCACCUCAUUUAGUGGACCAUAGAUUAAUAUAUGCUGCUCUUUAAACUGUCUCCAUAUUACCCCGC
Molecule: messenger RNA, 4177 nt
Organism: Toxotes jaculatrix (banded archerfish)
Lineage: Eukaryota; Metazoa; Chordata; Actinopteri; Toxotidae
Gene: ppfia2
Product: PTPRF interacting protein alpha 2
Exons: 30
Coding region: 1-3714 (1237 amino acids)
Biological process (GO): synapse organization
Cellular component (GO): presynaptic active zone
Molecular function (GO): protein binding
Source: RefSeq, a predicted model, not a curated record